Messenger RNA from Symbiodinium pilosum, 393 nucleotides. NCBI's taxonomy places the organism in Eukaryota, Dinophyceae, Suessiales, Symbiodiniaceae. The record is from the annotation of a GenBank genome assembly.
AUGCAGAAUCCGACAGGUCUUCGCAAAGGCUUGGUGGCUCAAUGGAAGGCAGCACAAGGAACUAUGGAGAAGUUUGCCUUUCUGAAGGCAUUCCUUCUUGAUCGGGAGAUGGCAUCAAUUGAGAUCCAGCCAUACUAUGAGGAGCUUUCGGAAGACAAAACCAAGGAGAAGUACUCCGAGCUACCAUUGUGCCGGAUUCGAGAACAAUAUGAGCACCUCCCUGGCGGGAAGCAGUACGUUGCCGACCUGAUUGCCAGUCAAAAAGGCAAGAAGCAUCCACAAUCCAACGACGAUGAGAUGAAGUUAUAUAAAGUAUUUGUGGGUGUGGAUACCACGAGCUACUUGGCUUCACUUCUAGAUUCUGCAACAGUGGCUUUCAGAUUAUACGACUAG